AUGGUGAUCAACUCCGGAGGAACUGCUAGCACUGGUUCAGCGUCAGCUACGACUUCGAGUUCAAUCCCUGAGAAGGCUCCAGUAUUAUCCAGCGCGAGCGUUUCGAGCAGCACAAUGAAUCUUUAUUCCAAACCGCCGUUUCUCACACUGCAACACGUUGCGUCUGCGCCAUCUGUCAACCAUUUGCAGAAUCGCGCCGUUUUGCCAUCUGCGAGAGAUUUUGUUGACCUCACUACGUCGAAAGAGUACCAUAUUGACGGACUUCAAGAAUGCUUCGAUAUUAGAGAUGUCAAGAGUCGGUCUGAAGAUUCCGCAAACGAUGACAACACUAUGCUGAUAUUUGAUUUAACGACUAGUGGGUGUUUGCUCUCGUCCAGCGAUUCGAACACGACCGUUAGAAGUACUCACGCCGAUAAUGGAGAAGCUUUAAGCAAGGAUAUUUAUCGUGUGCAUUUGUCGUUGCCCAGCACUUUGGUCAAAAGACCAAAGUAUCAUUUCGAGAAGUUGCUUCAAUCAGUUAUAGAUGACUCAAAAAGAUUGAAGCUGAUGAGUCUGAUCGAUAAUUGCAGUACGUUUCUAUUCUACGAUGGUUGUAGUAGGAUGAACCACUGUUUGGUCUCGACCUACUGGUUGGUCAAGAAGUUCAAUUAUUUCUUGUACAAUGAAUUGUGCAAGAAAAACGUCAAACUGUACAUUUUGGAGAAAAUGGAGAGAAGUGGUUGUGAUUUUGAAAAUGCUUCCUUGAAGGAUACUGUUGAUGUCCCGCCAAACAGCACCGAAGCGAAUGCUGAAUACCGGAAAUCGCAGGGCCAGGGUGGGCAAAAGAAACUCAAUCUCACGAUCAAAAUGUUACCUAAGGCAACUGAUAAAAUGUUCAUACAAUCGAUCAAGAAGGAUACUAUUCAUUAUUCACCGACCUCGCUGAGGAAGUUUUUCAGUCUUCACAUACCUGAUGAGCUGGAGGACAAUGAUCCUCUAUUGCCAAAGUGGCUGAGGCCGUUCUCAAAGAGAGAAGCAGGCGAUAAAAUUCUACAAAAGCUGCUUGAAAAUUUCGAAUUCCUGGAAAGUUUGGAAUUGAAACGACUUGAAAGAGGUCUGACAACUAAUGAUAAUACUCAAGGGGCGCGUAAGAUUCAAGAUUCCAACUCGUAUCACAAGAUUUACUCGCUUGCUAACCUGCAGAAAGAGUUUAGAGGAAAGACUAGCACAAGCAGCAUCAAGUCAAAAUCGUCAUCGCCUUGUCUGUCAGAAGCAAGUCUGAAGAUAACUAUACCAAAUCCGCAGGUGACUUUAGGCAAUGGAGGUAUGAAACCGGGUGAAAUAAUCACAAGCUCCUCUUCACCAAAUUCUUCCGUAUCUUCUCAUUUAGAUUCCGAUGGUGAAUCAUUGCUCACACCGAUGGGAAACUACGCCAUGUCUCACGGAAUUCAAUCAUUUUCGAAGAAUAGAUAUUCAAAUAUUCUGCCAUAUGAGCAUUCAAGAGUUAAAUUGCAACCCUCCCCAAUUCAUGGACCACCUAACUCUCUUGAUUCCUCGCCUGCACUUGGUCAAGCGGAUAGUACAACUGAUACACCAUCUGAAAAUGCAUUGCAAAGAAAAAGGAGAAAUUCUAACUCUUCUUACUUCAAUCAAAAACAUUCCGACGCAUACUGUCUCAGACAUAAUGAGAAUCAAGACACUGUGGGGACUGAUUCCAAAGAAAACUUCAAUGACUAUUUCAACGCUAACUACUUAAAUCUGCCACAGAUAAACUCAGAGCUUAACUAUAUCGCGACGCAGGCACCAUUGCCAUCAACUAUUGACGAUUUUUGGAAAGUAAUUUCGGCUAAUAAGGUUAAAGUUAUAAUUUCGUUGAACUCAAAUGAUGAGUUAUUUUUAAGAAAAUGGGAUAUCUACUGGAACAAUGAUAGAUCCGAACAGAAAUAUCAGAUUGACAUUACUGAAACUUUUGAAAACUGCUGCAAUGUCGACGGAUGUAUUUUGCGAAUAUUCUCCUUCUAUAAGAACAACCGAGGAAAAAGUGACUCUGAAAAAUUGACAGUUUACCAAUUACAAUAUACUAAAUGGUUGGACUCUUGCGGUGUCGUCAUGCAAGAUAUCUUGAGUCUUUACACAAUAAAGAACAUGUUGUUAAACAAACCCUCCAUGAUCUUGUCUGAUUUGCGCGCAGGGAAGGCCAAAGAGGCGACGAUGUAUGCAGAAGAUGCUUGGUCCGAGAAAGCUAGUAAGACCACGGGCAUCCAAAAGCAACCACCCUUAUUAGUUCACUGUUCGGCAGGUUGUGGCAGAACAGGAGUCUACAUAACAUUAGACUUCCUUCUGAAUGUUUUAACGAGUCCGGCCAAAUCUUCAAAUAGGAUAGACGUCUGGAACAUGUCAGAGGAUCUCAUUUUCAUCAUUGUGAAUGAACUAAGGAAACAGAGGAUUUCUAUGGUACAAAACUUGACUCAAUACAUCACUUGCUAUGAGUCACUUCUUCAAUAUUUUGCAUUAGAGAAGCAGAAAGGAACGGGAAAAUCUGAGGUAUAG
Torulaspora globosa is the source of this 2529-nucleotide messenger RNA. It is a transcript of the gene PTP2, whose product is annotated as tyrosine protein phosphatase PTP2. The record is from RefSeq and is a predicted model, not a curated record. NCBI's taxonomy places the organism in Eukaryota, Fungi, Ascomycota, Saccharomycetes, Saccharomycetales, Saccharomycetaceae. Gene Ontology annotation, biological process: protein dephosphorylation. The transcript has a single exon. Gene Ontology annotation, molecular function: protein tyrosine phosphatase activity. Bases 1 to 2529 code for a protein of 842 amino acids.